GAGGGUUUUUCGCCUCUGCUACUUGUUCUUACCCUCUACAAAUGUCGUUCGAAUCAAUUGAAGUAGGGCCAUCAAAAUUGAUUUGCCUUUGAUUGAAUCCUGUAAGGAAAUGGAGAAGGCAAGCAAAGAGCAGGAGCUAGAAGAUUUAUCUGCAAGUAUUUAUGAGAUACCCGGAGAACCUGCUGUUGUUAUCAAUGGGGUGCCAAAUGUGACUCAGAGUGAAAACGAUGUCCUUAAUUUUGAUAGUUUACAUAAUGCAGAACCAAAACGAGACAUUGGUUUGGGUGAAUGGUUGGAAGGUAGGGAAGUUCGAAAGCUAUUUGGUGAGCAGUUUUAUUCUGGCUUAGUGACCAAGUUUGACAAGGAAACGGGUUGGUAUAGGGUAGUAUAUGAGGAUGGUGACUUUGAAGAUCUUGAGUGGCAUGAAUUAGAGGAAGUUAUUCAACCACUUGACAUUACAGUCCCAUUGAAAACAUUGACUUUGAGGAUUUCCAAGAAAUGUGAAAAAUCUAUUUAUAAGUCUGAGAACAAUGCAAUUGGAUCAAGAAGGCGCAGAGUCAAGAAUGUUGGGUGCGAGGGGAAACCAAUGCAGGGGCUUCAAUGAGCUUCAGUAGCUGAUUUCAAAAGUGCGCAUAUAAAGGAAAACAUGCUGCUAUGGGCCUACAAAUUCAAAGAGUUCAUCGGGAAAUACAUGCAAAAUUGCUACAUAAAAGUCUGAACGUGAAAGAAGCUCAGAACAGAAUGUGCUUUUUUGACUACUUUUCUUUUUUUCUAAGCAAUGUAUUUUCUGUUCAAGUUUUGCAUAUGACCUCAUUUUUGUAUUAUGUUUGCUAACAAAUCAGUGUGGAAUUUGUGUUCUACGGAAGUUCUAAUGACAAAAAGAUAUUUUCCCCU
This is a messenger RNA of Nelumbo nucifera (sacred lotus), 894 nucleotides long. The record is from RefSeq and is a predicted model, not a curated record. Lineage: Eukaryota; Viridiplantae; Streptophyta; Magnoliopsida; Proteales; Nelumbonaceae.